AUGACACGCAGGGAGGGUGCGACUAAAAGGGUCUGGCAGACACUCCCGCGCCAUCUCCGGCGCCGAGCUGCUAGCCAUGACCCACGUCGCGUCCCUGCGCGGCUGCGCCUGAAGGCAAAAUCCGAAGUUAUCGAAGGACCAAAGCCCGGGAAAAGAAAAUCCUCAAAGGACCGCAAGCCAGGGAAGGGAAGGAAAAUCAGUAGAACUGAGAUCCUGUUAAGACGUCAAAGGAAGAAAGCAUGGCUAGAGUCUCACAUCUGGCACGCUAAAAGAAUGAAAAUGACCGAUCAAUGGGGGUAUCGUCUAGCACUUCACACCAGCGAAAAAUCGUUCCGAAUGUCGCACAGAGCAGCCCUCAAUGGGUCAAUCCUGAACGAUAUUUCUUAUUUCUCCACUCUCGAGAUACGAGGACCCGAGGAUCUCUUGAGGCAAACUUUGAAAUCCAUUUGCGAUCCCUCAGACCUCACUCCCUCGUCAAAGAGGUACUCUUCGGGGGCACGAGUUUGCGAAACCACUCUGUACCAUUUCUCUGAAUAUCCACUACAUUUAAUUGGACCGGCCACCAUUAUGUGGAAACCGCUUCCCGAUUCAGAUGGCACGCUGGAAUUUUCACGGGAGCCUUGUAGCACAGAAACACCGCAUCUUCCCGCAAAUCCAAGCCGUAUUGUUUGGGUUCGCUUCCAUCCUGCUCUUUUUGAUGAUGUGAGACAGGCGCUCAAAGCGGGCGCUGCUGCCGCCUUGGACUCGUCCAUGGAACGGUCAGAACACCAUUCCGAGACUCAUCUGGAUAUUAUCGAUCUUCGUGGCAGUUUGAAUGCAUUCGAAAUUAUGGGUCCGAGGACAGGAGAGAUACUGCGCAGGGUUUUACGGAUAGUGCGAAAUGAAAAGAGCACCUCGAAAGCUAAGGCGUUGGGGGCUAUCUUUGGGUUGCAAUCGUCUGGCUCUGUUCCACAGGGACUGAUUCUGCACGCGACUGUGUGGGAUCCUAGACUGCAGUACGUAACAGUGCAAUCACGUCACAAGGCGAGCGGAGGUUCGUCUAGUGAAAGGGAUAUGUUGGUAAUUCAGCCAUCUCCGGACCUUGCUCAGGGGAGUCUUUGGGAGGCAGAGGUGCGGGAUAAACUUCGUUCAAAGAAGUUUAAAAAUGCAGAUUUGAAUGAAAGACGACGGAAGCAUGCUGUCCCUGGGAACCCUUUGAAGCCUUGUGCCGAGGACGACCGGAUCCCCUGCAUUCUUAUACAAAGGAGUAUCGGCGUCAACGAGCAUCAGAGUGGGGUACAUGCAUCUAGUAGUCCCUCUUCAAUGCACGGUUGGAUACUUCUACUACCGGCGGGAUGGUCCAUGCCAUUCCUGAACUCGUUGGUGCAUGCUGGGGCAAAAGUCGGCGGUCUACGGGAACGGCAAACACAACAUUUUGAGGCUAGUCCGACCUCAGCUGAGCGCUUCUUCCCAAACGACUACGUCACCUCGUGCGAAUAUGACCUUUACACAACUCAAGUUGUGACUGCCAAAAGGGCGAAAUGGGAAAGAACACCUCCAGCCAAGCGAUUCAACUACAAAAUCUUGGAGAACUCUGAGGGUUUGACAUAUGAUCGGUGGACUCCGGACUGGGAAAGUCUCUUGGCACCUGUUUCAGACGGUUCACAGCGUGCACCAAUCCAAGAGCUGCCGGCUGAAUCCCCCGUCCCCUCUCCACAACUGAGCCCUCAUGGCACUUCAGAGUUGCCAACUUCUGCAUCUGUGCUGAAAGCGGAAUUGUCAGAACCGGUUCGACCCUGGCUCUUGCUUGGGUCUGGAGUGAGAUUGUUGGUGCAGUCAAUAGCUUCCGCAGUUGCUCAUGGAUCAAAGUUUCAAGACGUGUUAUAUUCCCAUAUUGUGAAGUUGCGAAGGAAACGAGGCCUCGAUCCCGAAUUCUCAAUCUUACCUGACACUCUGUUUUCCUCCUCUCUUAUCUCUGUCAAUGUCUAUAUGGUAGGGAGGGGUUGUCCAAAGGAUAAUGCGGUACUUUACGAGCUUACUUGCGAAGAGAUGAUUCGCGAGCAAGAAAGGCUGAAGCGUAAAAGGAGUCCAAAGUAUUCAUUGACGGACGAAGAGGAAGUUGAUGUGAGUUCAGCGUCUUUCCCUGGCCCCCCCUGUGCUGGAACGGUUGGACCACUUCUCGGUUUUGUAACAACGGGGAGAUUCUCUCUCACACGCGGACGUGGGCAUGCCGUUGCUGCAAUCAGUUUAUCCGCCUUCCUCCGCAUCCUCACGUCGCUGAAGUAA
Molecule: messenger RNA, 2265 nt
Organism: Cantharellus anzutake
Lineage: Eukaryota; Fungi; Basidiomycota; Agaricomycetes; Cantharellales; Hydnaceae
Exons: 9
Coding region: 1-2265 (754 amino acids)
Biological process (GO): tRNA 5'-leader removal
Cellular component (GO): nucleolar ribonuclease P complex; ribonuclease MRP complex
Source: RefSeq, a predicted model, not a curated record